AUGUGUAAGUGUCUUGUUUCGCCUGUUCUUCAUGGAAUAAUCAUACUUAUUAUUUCUGACGUUGGCAUCGUAUUCACCUCCCUCAGCGUUAUUGGGUAUUCCAACGUGCCCUCAGAAGAAAAAUAUUAUAGAGCCACAACAUGUAAGAUUGAACGUAUUCUCGGUUGUUCAAAAACUGUAUGCCACGAAUGGACGAAAAGCAUGCCGUUAAAUGAUUGCUUUGGUCUCCAGUUGAACGUUAGCUAUGUCGUCGCGACGCGUGCAAGGAAUCACUAUCUAACAAGAGUGAACUCGUCAGAUCUUUGUUACUACAAUAUAAACAAUCAUAAUGAAGUGAAAUGGGACAAGUUCAACGUUACUCCCUAUUUAGUCAUGUUUAUUUCCGGUGUUCCUUUAAUAUUCAUUGCGAUAUUAUAUUUAAUUAUAGUCACCAGGAAAUGCCCCGUUGUAGAGUCCGGCCAAGAGCUCAGCCCUGAACGAGAGCAGAUGCUUAAUAGCUUUUUUAUGUCCUUCUGA
This is a messenger RNA of Adineta ricciae, 516 nucleotides long. Lineage: Eukaryota; Metazoa; Rotifera; Eurotatoria; Adinetida; Adinetidae. The record is from the annotation of a GenBank genome assembly.